AUGAUAUUCACAAACUUGACAACCAAGACUGUUGAGGCGACGUCCCUAUUGAUAUAUGUGACAGUUACUGUUCCGUUGGCAUAUCUAGUAUGGACAAUUAUAUACAAUCUCUUCUUCAGCCCGCUAUCGAGGUUCCCAGGACCAAAACUUGCGGCAUGCACCAACCUCCCAUAUUUAUACUGGACAUCGACAGGUGAAUAUCAUUACAAGAUCAAAACCCUUCACGAUAAGUACGGGGAUGUCGUCCGGACUGGUCCGAAAACCCUAGUAUACCGCACCCCCCAAGCAUGGAAAGACAUAUACGGCCACCGCAAAUCAGGAGCUGGGUCAUUUCUAAAAGACCCACAGUUCUAUCUCCGUGGACCGAGAGGGCCGAAUAUUAUCAACGCCGAUGACGAGUAUCAUUCCAGAGCACGAAGACUACUCUCACAUGCCUUUUCCGAAAAGGCGCUGAGAGACCAAGAGGGCUUGAUCCAGUCCUAUGUCGAUAUGCUGGUGGAACGACUAGAUGGAGAAUUUUUGGCCUCGCGAACGGCCGAUAUGUCUCAGUGGUAUAAUUUCGCCUUAUUUGACAUAAUUGGAGACCUGUCCUUUGGGGAGCCUUUUGGCUGCUUGCGGGAGAGCCAAUACCACCCAUGGGUGAAGAUGGUCUUCGUGAGCAUCAAAUUAUUGUCGCUCGCACGGCCACUCGUUGUUUAUCCGUUUCUGGCGCCAAUUGCGAGGAUGUUUCUUCCACAACGGCUCGAAAGGAUGCGUGAAGAGCACUUCGCGUUGACCACAGAGAAAGUUCAUCAGCGACUUGAGACUAAAACCGAGCGACCGGAUUUCAUGACUUAUAUCUUGCGGUUUGAUGAUGAGAGAUCCAUGACCACACGUGAGAUGGAGGCUAAUGCCGCGGUCUUGAUUCUCGCUGGGAGUGAGACAACGGCUAGUGUGUUAUCUGGAUUCACCUUCUAUGUGCUAACGAGCCCCAAUGCAUAUCGAAAGCUCCUACAGGAGAUCCGAGGAGCCUUCAAGUCUUAUGAUGAGAUCAAUUUCCAAAGUGUCAGUCAGUUGGCCUACCUGAAUGCAGCAAUCGAGGAAACGCUACGAGUGUUCCCACCGGUUCCGGGUGCCACUCCGCGCGUCGUUCCCAAAGGAGGCGCCUUGAUUGACGGGGAAUUCAUUCCAGAGGAUGUUUCUGUGUCCGGGGCCCACUACUCUACCUAUCACGCCGAGGAACAUUUCACGGAAGCGGACUCGUUUAUUCCAGAGAGAUGGCUGGAGGACAAAGACGAGUGCUACAAAUCAGACAAACUGGGGGCUGUCCAGCCUUUCUCGCUUGGGCCCCGAAAUUGUCUUGGAAGGAACCUUGCAUAUGCGGAGUUGCGGCUCAUUGUCUCUAAAGUCUUUUGGACUUUUGAUAUGGCCAUUGACCGAAGUGCGGUUGAUUGGAAUAUUCAGAAAGCGUAUAAUGUUUGGGAGCGGAAGCCGUUGAUGGUCAAAAUGUCGCGGGCGCAACAUUGA
Molecule: messenger RNA, 1506 nt
Organism: Penicillium soppii
Lineage: Eukaryota; Fungi; Ascomycota; Eurotiomycetes; Eurotiales; Aspergillaceae
Product: cytochrome P450
Exons: 4
Coding region: 1-1506 (501 amino acids)
Molecular function (GO): iron ion binding; oxidoreductase activity, acting on paired donors, with incorporation or reduction of molecular oxygen; heme binding
Source: RefSeq, a predicted model, not a curated record